Closterium sp. NIES-65 is the source of this 1191-nucleotide messenger RNA. The record is from the annotation of a GenBank genome assembly. Lineage: Eukaryota; Viridiplantae; Streptophyta; Zygnematophyceae; Desmidiales; Closteriaceae.
AUGGUGCAUUGGCCAGGUCGACGUGGACGUCGACGUGGACGCGGACGUGGACGUGGACGUGGACGUGGUCGUGGACGCGGACGUGGACGUGGACAUGGACGUAGACAUGGUCGUGGACGUGGACAUGGACGUGGACGUGGACGCGGACGUGGACGUGGGCGUGGACGUGGAGGACGUGGACGUGGAGGACUUGGACGUGGACGUGGACGUGGACGUGGACGUGGACGUGGAGAACUUGGACGUGGACAUGGACGUGAACGUGGACCUGGACGUGGACAUGGACGUGGACGUGGACGUGGACGUGGACGUGGACGUGGAGGUGGACGUGGACGUGGAGGUGGACGUGGAGUGGACGUGGACGUGGACGUGGACGUGGACAUGGACGUGGACGUGGACGUGGACGUGGACGUGGACGUGGACAUGGACGUGGACGUAGACGUAGACGUGGACGUGGACGUGGACAUGGACGUGGACGUGGACGUGGACGUGGAGGACGUGGACGUGGACGUGGACGAGGACGUGGACGUGGACGUGGAGAACUUGGACGUGGACAUGGACGUGAACGUGGACGUGGACGUGGACGUGGAGGACUUGGACGUGGACAUGGACGUGGACGUGGAGUGGACGUGGACGUGGACGUGGACUGGACGUGGAGUGGACGUGGACGUGGACGUGGACGUGGACGUGGACGUGGAGAACUUGGACGUAGACAUGGACGUGAACGUGGACGUGGAUAUGGACGUGGAGGACUUGGACGUGGACAUGGACGUGGACGUGGACGUGGACAUGGACGUGGACGUGGACGUGGACGUGGACGUGGACGUGGACGUGGACAUGGACGUGGACGUGGACAUGGACGUGGACGUGGACGUGGACGUGGACGUGGACGUGGACGUGGACAUGGGCGUGGACAUGGACGUGGACGUGGACGUGGACGACUUGGACGUGGACAUGGACGUGGACGUGGACGUGGACAUGGACGUGGACGUGGACGUGGACGUGGACGUGGACGUGGACAUGGACCUGGACAUGGACGUGGACGUGGACGUGGACAUGGACGUGGACGUGGACGCGGACAUGGUCGUGGACGUGGACGUGGACGUGGACGUGGACAUGGACGUGGACGUGGACAAGACGUGGACGUGGACAUGGACGUGGACGUGGAGAACUUGGACGUGGACAUGGACGUGA